UUUUUGCUGUGUAAAGACGUAAGACUAGUGAGUCUGGGACAGUGAGAUGUCUUGAUAUAAAGGUAGGCGUCGUCGUACUUGGGACUCAUCAUUCAAAUAACCGUCAACCGUCAACCAUCUAUCAACAGCCUCCACGCUAUAUUCUACUACAACUCAAAGCAACCCCACUCAACAACAUAUCAGCCAUCAACAUGCCUCUUACAUCUUCCCGCGCCCACCGCACUACGGCUGCUCCCCGCACCACACGGACUACCCGCUCUACUGCACACCCAAGUCUCAAGAGCAAGCUCCUAGGCGGCGGCACCAACCGACGCACAGCUACCAAGCGUAACCCUGUCACUGGCACAACGACCACUACUACCACAACAACUAAGACCACACGAACCACCGGUGGUCGUCACACCGCUAGCCAUCACACCACCGCUGGCCCCGCCCACCACCACAAGCGUCAUGCCACCAUGGGCGACAAAGUCUCUGGGGCCCUCACCAAGCUCAAGGGCACCCUUACAGGCCGACCUGGUGUCAAGGCUGCUGGCACUCGCCGUAUGCAUGGCACCGAUGGUCGUAACGCCCGUCGUGUUUACUAAGUUCCCAUGAAGCGACGUUGAUGAUACCCAUUGUGCGUUUCCAUUGUUGUACUAUUAUAUCAUUAUGUUGACAGGAGGACUGUAUGAUAGCGAUUUUGAGCGACGAUACCAGGUUCUUGGGCUUUAAAUACUAAGAAUCAAGAUUUCAUAUAUACAGUGAUCUUCCACA
This is a messenger RNA of Macroventuria anomochaeta, 756 nucleotides long. RefSeq lists its product as uncharacterized. The transcript has a single exon. Lineage: Eukaryota; Fungi; Ascomycota; Dothideomycetes; Pleosporales; Didymellaceae. The record is from RefSeq and is a predicted model, not a curated record. The coding region runs from base 192 to 587 and encodes 131 amino acids.